UGACCGCGCUGGGGCUGCGCAGCGGGGACCUGCGCGACAGGUUUUGGCUUGUAAUUAAAGAGGAUGGACAUAUGGUCACUGGUCGGCAGGAGCCUCGGCUAGUGCUGAUUUCUGUAAGCUGUGGCAAUGGCUACUUGACGCUCAAUGCACCAGAAAUGAAGGAGCUGCAUGUUCCCGUUGAACUUUCCAGGAAAAAUAAAGUGCAUAAUUGCAGGAUCUUUGGAUCUGAUGUCCAAGGCAGAGACUGUGGAGAUGAGGCAGCUGAAUGGAUCACCUUGUUCUUGACUACACAGCCAUAUCGACUAGUACACUUUGAGCCCUCCAUGAUGGCCAGAAAUUCAAAAGAUAUCAUGCCUCUUUUCCGACCCACAGAUAAGGUUGCCUAUCCUGACUGCAGCCCAGUUAUGAUCAUCUCAGAAGCUUCACUGGAAGAUCUAAAUACAAGGCUGGAGAAAAAAGUUACAAUCCAGAACUUCAGACCCAAUAUUCUUGUUACAGGUUGUAGUGCCUUUGAGGAGGAUUCCUGGGAUGAAAUCUGCAUUGGUAGUGUGGAAAUGAAAGGGACGAUGGGUUGCCCCAGGUGUCUUUUAACAACUAUUGAUCCAAAAACUGGGAUCAUGGACAGGAAAGAACCGCUGGAAACACUGAAAAGUUACCGUCUGUGUGGUCCAUCUGAACAAUACUUAUACAAAUCCAGUCCUCUGUUUGGGUGGUAUUUUGGUGUUGAUAAGACUGGAACAAUUCAAGUUGGAGACCCUGUCUACAAAAUAAUAAAAUGAAAGAAGAUGCAUUUUGAGUAGAAGAUGCUUUCUUUGCUCUUACUGGUGAAUAAUCUUUCUUGAAGCGCAGUACCUGAAAUAAGUUUUCUUUGUAAUUUCUU
Molecule: messenger RNA, 880 nt
Organism: Gavialis gangeticus (Gharial)
Lineage: Eukaryota; Metazoa; Chordata; Crocodylia; Gavialidae
Gene: MTARC1
Product: mitochondrial amidoxime reducing component 1
Exons: 7
Coding region: 72-779 (235 amino acids)
Biological process (GO): nitrate metabolic process
Cellular component (GO): mitochondrial inner membrane
Molecular function (GO): molybdenum ion binding; pyridoxal phosphate binding; nitrate reductase activity
Source: RefSeq, a predicted model, not a curated record